This is a messenger RNA of Scomber japonicus (chub mackerel), 2460 nucleotides long. Its product is annotated as NACHT, LRR and PYD domains-containing protein 12-like. The transcript has 8 exons. Lineage: Eukaryota; Metazoa; Chordata; Actinopteri; Scombriformes; Scombridae. Bases 1 to 2460 code for a protein of 819 amino acids. Gene Ontology annotation, molecular function: protein binding. The record is from RefSeq and is a predicted model, not a curated record.
AUGGCAACACUUAAGCUUUUUGAAAUUCUGGAAGAAUUAAUAGAGGAUGAGUUCAAUAAUUUCAAGUGGAUCCUGAAGCAGGAUGACAUCCUGGAGGGCUUCAAAGGUAUCUCAGUGGCUCAGCUGGAAAAAGCAGCAAGGCGGGACACAGUGGAUCUGAUGGUACAGAAACAUCAGGAUCAUGGAGCUCUGCAGCUAACCAAGGCGGUUUUAGAAAAGAUCGGCAGGAAUGAUCUGGUGCAGCGUUUACAAAACUUUCAGCCUGAACCAAAAGGACCAACAGAUGCAUCUCCAGGCUCAGCAGUCCUGCCCUCCCAUGAUACUGAACCAGCCCCACUUCCAACUAAACAAAGAGCAGGUAGUAGACGGCCGAAGGUUUUAGGUAGAUAUGAUUUCACUCUGACGAGGAAAUUUCAAAAGGCCGCUGACGGAACUGAUGAAGCAGGAAAAAAAACCCUCCUCAAAAAGAUUUACACUGAGGUCUACAUCACAGAGGCAAAGAGUAGAGAGGAUAAUAUCCAACAUGAAGAGAAGCAGCUUGAAACAGUUUCCACCCUCCAUGACACUCCGAUCAAGUGCCACGACAUCUUUAACGUCCUACCUGGCCAAGAGGAACACAUCAUCAAAGUUGUUCUGAUGAGCGGCGUCGCUGGUGUUGGAAAAUCCUUCUCAGUGCAGAAGUUCAUUCUGGACUGGGCAGAGGGCGCCGAAAACCAAGAUAUCAGUCUGCUGAUUCCACUUUUGUUCAAAGAGCUGAACUUGGUCAAAAAUGAGCCGCACAGUCUGCUCACACUGAUCCAUCGUUUCUAUCCAACAUUAAAGAAUGUCACAGAAGAGAUGCUCGACUCUGACGACUUUAACGUUGUGUUCAUCUUUGACGGCCUGGAUGAAAGCAGACUGUCACUGGAUUUUGAGAACAAUGAUGUCGUGUCUGAUGUCACACAGACGUCAUCAGUCAGCGUGCUGCUGACAAACCUCAUCACAGGGAAUCUGCUUCCCAUGGCUCGCAUCUGGAUCACUUCCAGACCUGCAGCAGCCAAUCAGAUCCUAGAUCAGGACUGUGUUGACAGGAUAACAGAAGUGCGAGGCUUCACUGAUGACCAGAGGGAGGAGUACUUCAAGAAGAGAUUCAGUGAUGAAGAACAGUCCAGCAAAAUCAUCUCACACAUCAAGACAUCCAGGAGCCUCCACAUCAUGUGUCACAUCCCAGUCUUCUGCUGGAUCAUUGCAACAGUUUUGAAGCUCAUGUUGACUCCAGACCAGAGAGGAGAGCUGCCCAAGACCCUGACUGACCUGUACUCACACUUCAUGCUGGUUCAGACAAAGAGGAAGAAGAAGUAUGAUGAGGGACCUGAGACCAAAACACAGAAGCUGACGGAUUCUGACAGUGAAUUUCUUCUGAAGCUGGGGAGGCUGGCGUUUGAACAUCUGGAGAAAGGAAACAUCAUGUUCUACCACGAAGACCUGGAGCAGUGUGGUCUUGAUGUCACAGAGGCCGCAGUGUCGUCAGGAUUCUUUACAGAGAUCUUCAAGGAAGAGGGUGUGAUAUUCGAGGAAAAAGUCUACAGCUUUGUUCAUCUGAGUGUUCAGGAGUUUCUGGCCGCAGUCUACAUGUACCACUGUUACACCAGCAGGAACACAAAGGUACUGAAAGGCUUCCUAGGCUACAACUACUCAACUCUGAAUGACUUCCUGAAGAGAGCCAUGGAGAAAUCUCUCAAAAAUAAAAAUGGCCACCUGGACCUGUUUGUCCGCUUCCUUCAUGGCCUCUCUCUGGAGUCCAACCAGAGUCUCUUAGGAGGCUUGAUGGGUGAGACAGAGAACAGUCCAGAAACCAUCCAGAGAGUCAUCACCAACCUGAAGAUGAUGAACAGUGACUUUAUAACUGUGAACUCUCAGAGACUCACUAGUCCAAACUGUGGACUGAAGACUCUGACACUAGAGAGCUGUGGACUCUCAGAGACUCACUGUGAAGUUUUGGCCUCAGCUCUGAAGUCCAGCCCUCAUCUGACAGAUCUGGACCUGAGCUGGAACAACCUGUCUGAUUCAGCAGUGAAGCGUCUGUCUGCUGGACUGGAGAGUCCAAACUGUGGACUGAAGACUCUGAGACUAUACGGCUGUGGACUCUCAGAGACUCACUGUGAAGUUUUGGCCUCAGCUCUGAAGUCCAACCCUCAUCUGACAGAUCUGGAACUGAGCUACAACAAACUGUCUGAUUCAGCAGUGAAGCGUCUGUCUGCUGGACUGGAGAGUCCAAACUGUGGACUGAAGACUCUGAGAUUGGAGGACUGCAGUUUGUCAGAGAACAGCUGUGCUUCUCUGGCCUCAGCUCUGAAGUCCAACCCCUCCUCCCAUCUGACAGAGCUGGAUCUGAGAAGAAACAACCUGAAGGAUUCAGACGUGAAGCUGCUGUGUGAUCUUAAGAAGAGUCCAGACUGCAGACUUGAGACUCUGAGGUGA